Messenger RNA from Pseudoliparis swirei, 1285 nucleotides. It is a transcript of the gene gpm6aa, whose product is annotated as glycoprotein M6Aa. Bases 306 to 1142 code for a protein of 278 amino acids. The record is from RefSeq and is a predicted model, not a curated record. The transcript is spliced from 7 exons. Gene Ontology annotation, cellular component: filopodium; plasma membrane; axonal growth cone. Gene Ontology annotation, biological process: neuron projection development. Lineage: Eukaryota; Metazoa; Chordata; Actinopteri; Perciformes; Liparidae.
CCUCCUCCACAAGGGACCAAGGAGGGUUUUCAGCACUUGCCACGGCAGCUCGCAAUGGACAUCACCACAAAGACUCAGUGAUCCCUCGCAUCGCCCGGACGCUCGACAGAAACCACAACUGACAGGCAAAUCUCGGUGUUCAGCUGGGACUUCCAGAGCCGGUGGAGAAGUGAGGCAGGGAGAAAGAAAAAACGGAAGUGCUUGGUGGACUAGCCUCUCGAACAUUUGAAGAAGGUGUAUCUGCCCCAACAGGCAUUUCUCCCUUCAUCGCUCGAAAAAAGAAAACCAAAAACAGCAUCAGCACCAUGGAAGAAGACCCGGACGAGGGCCAGUCCCAGAAAGGAUGCCUCGAAUGCUGCAUCAAAUGCCUGGGCGGGAUCCCGUACCCAUCCCUCGUCGCCACCAUCUUGCUGUACGUGGGCGUGGCUCUGUUCUGCGGCUGCGGACACGAGGCCCUGUCCGGCACCGUCACCAUCCUCCAGAACUACUUCGAGGUGGUGCGCAGCCCCGUGGACGCCCUGGACGUCUUCACCAUGAUUGACAUCAUCAAGUACGUGAUCUACGGCAUCGCCUCGGCGUUCUUCGUCUACGGCAUCCUGCUGAUGGUGGAGGGCUUCUUCACCAGCGGCGCCAUAAAAGACCUGUACGGAGACUUCAAGAUCACCACCUGCGGACGCUGUGUCAGCGCUUGGUUCAUCAUGCUGACAUACAUCUUCAUGCUGGCUUGGCUCGGAGUGACUGCUUUCACCUCCCUCCCAGUCUUCAUUUAUUUCAACAUCUGGAAUAUUUGCCAAAAUGCUACCGUGCUGGAGGGGGCCACACUCUGCCUGGACCCACGCCAGUAUGGUAUCGUGCCCAUUGCCGAGGCGAAGACAGUGUGCGCCGGAUCAGAGAAGUUCUACAAGAUGUGCGAGUCCAAUGAGCUGGACAUGACAUUCCACCUGUUCAUCUGUGCCCUCGCUGGAGCAGGAGCUGCUGUUAUUGCUAUGAUCCACUACUUGAUGGUUCUGUCUGCCAACUGGGCCUACGUGAAGGACGCCUGCCGAAUGCAGAAGUACGAGGACAUCAAGUCGAAGGAGGAGCAGGAGCUCCACGACAUCCACUCCACCCGCUCCAAGGAGCGUCUCAACGCCUACACAUAAAGACCAGCGGGAGGCCUGGCCCUGCCACUCCGGCCACUCUCCCUCUCUCUCUCUUCUGUCUUUCUCUCUGUCUCUCUCUACCAUCCCCUCCCGAGGGGGGGGCGGAUGGCGCCUAGGGCCCUCGCCACCGCUGACGUCACCGG